AUGUGGGAACCGUGUUUCCUGCUUGCUUCUUGCAUCUGCAAUACGUAUUCUUCUCUGCAUCCCCUAAAGGCCAGGCUGGUGGAUAAUGCUCAAUGCUUCGUAAUCAACCACAUGAAACUCAUCUCAGCAAUGGUGAUGGGUGUACUGCAAGCAGAAGCACAUGAUAAUGUAUACCACAAGGGCAGCUGUUCACACCACAUUUGUUCGAGGCAUCUUUCUCUACAAGAUUUUCAAAUGAGAAUAAAGAAGAGACAAACCUGGAAGUCGUCUGUACGAAGAAUCUACCAUGUUGGCGGGGGGAGUGAAUUUGGUCCCUGGAACCAUAGUAUGUUGAACAUCCAUACUUUGGUGCCACGGUCCAAGUUUAAUCUCAACCGAAUUCAUCUUGGAUUCUCCGAACUGGAAUCUCUGCCUGCUUUAUACGUUAACAUAGGUGAUACUAAAAUACUUAUUUCCACUGUUUACUUUGUGAUCACAGUUGUGAAUGUUUAG
Messenger RNA from Spodoptera exigua (beet armyworm), 492 nucleotides. The record is from the annotation of a GenBank genome assembly. NCBI's taxonomy places the organism in Eukaryota, Metazoa, Arthropoda, Insecta, Lepidoptera, Noctuidae.